This is a messenger RNA of Blastocystis hominis, 6648 nucleotides long. RefSeq lists its product as hypothetical. Gene Ontology annotation, biological process: TOR signaling; negative regulation of macroautophagy. NCBI's taxonomy places the organism in Eukaryota, Bigyra, Opalinata, Blastocystidae. Gene Ontology annotation, cellular component: nucleus; TORC2 complex; TORC1 complex. The record is from RefSeq and is a predicted model, not a curated record. Bases 1 to 6648 code for a protein of 2215 amino acids. Gene Ontology annotation, molecular function: protein serine/threonine kinase activity; protein binding; protein-containing complex binding. The transcript is spliced from 9 exons.
AUGGAAUCUUUCAAGCAGCUCAUCCUCGCCAACCUCAACGACAAAGACAUUCACAUUCGCGAAGCGGCGGGCAAAGCGCUCUCUGCUUGUUUGCUUCUCAUGCAGCAGCGCGAAAACCAAAAGCGAAACGACUUCUACCACAAAUUCUUAGAGCCCGUGCUGAGUCUUCCGAACGACAAUCGAAGCGAGUCCAUUCACGGAUUUCUCAUCGCCAUCGAUUCGUUUCUGAAGAAUUCGAUGGAAUUCAGCAGCAUGUACAUCGACCCCAUCUACCCGAUGAUCCGCUCCUACUUCAAUUCGAAGGAAGUGUACAUCAAAAAGGCCGUCAUCCACUUGAUUCCGGUGAUUUUCCGAGUGAUGAAGCUCUACGCGAUCUCGUUUUUGACCGACGAAUAUCGCGACGAAGCGUUCAAAUAUCUGAUGGCCUGCACAGCGCGCGACACAUACCGAGGCGACGCAUUGAAAGCCGUCGGCGAGUUGGCGAUGGUUCUCCCCGAAGACGCGUAUCUUCGAAUCAACGAGAUUGUGGACGUGAUCAAGGAGAAUCUCGUGUCCAAACGGUCGAAUUCGAUCGAAGUUCUGAUCGCUAGGCGCGGCGACAACGUGAAAGACGCGCUCGACUGCUUCACGCACAUGUCCUGCGCGCUCAAAGAGCAAUUCACCGACAAGAUUUCGCUCCUCUGCAAGGACCUCUUCGCCGCGGGGAUCAGUCGGACGCUGAUCGAAGCGCUCCGUGAGGUGUCGUCGCACACGGAAAACAGUCUCAACCUCGUGCAGAAGCACUUGCUGGAAGAGCUGGGCCGCGUGCUGGGCGGAUCGUCGCACACCGAGCACUCCUUGCCCAGCUUCAACUUUCAGUCGCAGCAGAAGCGCAUGCUGAGCGCGCCAGAAUCGCGGUUAUCGUCCUCCACGCCGCCGUCGAACGUGCUGCUGGCGCUGGGCGCUCUGGAAAUCUUCGACUUCUGCGAUAUGAACUUGUUCUCGUUCGUGACGGCGCACGUGAUGCCGCACGUGGACAGUCCGAGCGAGGAAAUCCGCUGCGCGGCAGUGCGCGUGGCGUGCAAGCUUCUCCUGCCGAAACACCCGCGCAUCGUGAACCACAACCAGUUCCAGCAGGCGUACAACCAAGUGCAGAAGCUGAUCUCGGUGGGCCUGUCGGACCGCGAGGUCUCGGUGCGAUCGUGCUUGCUGAACGCGCUGGACAAGCGGUUCGACCCGUAUCUGAUCCAAUCGGAGAACGUUUCCUUUUUGCUGAUGGCGCUGCAUGACGAGAAGUACGAAAUUCAGCGAGCCGUGCUGAAGAUUAUCAGCCGACUCUCGCCUGCGAUUCCUGGCGUGGUGACGAACGCGGUGCGACAGUUGAUUCUGGAUCUGCUGCGAGCGUUGGAAUACUCGCAGGAAACAUCCACGAUUAUCGAGUCGGUGAAGCUCCUCGGAUUGUCGAUUCAUUCCACCUCGAGUUUGAUUGAGGCGUAUGUGAAUCCUGUGUUCGAGCUGUUGGUGAAUCAUCUGAAGACGAUUCAGCAUGGUGAGUGUUUGGAGUGGAAAUUGAGGAUAGAUAAUAUUAAGAUUGCGUUUUUGGAGACGCUUUCGCUGUUGGCAGAAGUCGGUUCUCCCGAGUUAGCGAAGCAUAACGAUGUGUUGAUGCCGAUUAUCAUCGAGGCCUUGAAGCAGAGCAACGAGCUCCGCGAAGCGGGUCUUGUGCUAUUAGAGAAGUAUUCGUUCUGCACGGGAUAUGUGAUCGAACCGUAUCUCCAGUACUCCUCUCUGCUCGACCUUCUGCUGAACCAGUACAAUCGGUCUGGAAACGCGUCCUACACGCUCAAUGAAAGCGUGAUGCGCUGUCUGGGAGGCCUCGGCGCGAUCGAUCCGUUUAUCUACAAGAAGAACAGCAAGCAAACGUCCAAAUCCGAUCUGCAAGUUGUGUCGUACGACGAUCUGCAAGAAGACCAGCGUCCCUUGCUGUGUCCCUGCGAAGAGCGUGAUUUGAUUAUUACGCUGGAGGCGAUUAUGAGCGCGUUCCAAGACGCGACGUAUUCGGAAUAUCGAUUCACUGCGUUCGAUGCGUUGACGACCGUGAUCACAAAGCCGAACUCCUCAUCCUACCAGUACCUCUCUCUGGUGGUCCCUCCGUUCAUUCGCAUGAUGCAGAGCAAGCAGUGCGACUCCGCGAGCUUCCGCCGCACGGUGUACUUCCUCAACGACCUCGUGAAGACCGUGAAGGAGCACAUUCGCUCCUACCUUCCGGACAUUCUCCGCUCCAUGGAGCCGUUCUGGGACACCAACCAGUUCGAGAUCCUCAUCUUCAUCCGCGUCUGCAGCAGCUGCUUCCACAGCGAGUUCAAGCUCUACCUGGUGUACGUGAUGCCCCGCAUGCUGUCCAUUCUGUCGGAGAGCGCGCCGGAGAAGCGCCGCGCGGCCACGGAGAUCGUGCACUGCCUCCACUGCAUCGUUCCCUCGCUGGACAACUACCUCAACGUGGUGUUCCCCGGACUGAUGCGGUUCAUCGAGAACAACGAGCACGUCGAGGCCUCCGAGCGCGAAGGCGUGAAAUGCCUGAAGCGGAUCGUGAACGAGCUGGACGUGUCGCUGUACACCUCGCAGAUCAUCAUGCCGCUGCUGCGCGUGCUGUCGAAGGAUUACUGCUGCGUGACCGACGAUAUCAUGGACGUGAUCUGCUCGGUAAUGUGCCAGAAGCAGCAGGAGGCGUAUAUCUAUCUCUCCGCGAUCAACAAGGUGGUUUCGGAGAAGAAUAUCAACUAUCCGGACUUCCAGAAGAUCUCGAACAUUCUGUAUCGUGGCGGUGUGUUGGCUCCCCGCGAUUAUAGCUUCGACCAAAAGGACGAUUCGGUGGUCCAUCCGGAGGAGCAAGUGGCUCCUCGCCAUCACAACGGCGACAUGACGGCGCUGCAGACGCUGUGGCGGCAGGCGGUGAAUCUAACGACGAAGGACGAGUGGAUCGAGUGGAGUCGUCGCUUCACCAUCACGCUGAUCAAAGAAUCGCCCGAUUUCUCGAUCCGAUCGUGCCAUGCGCUGGCGCAGACCAGCCAGAUCUUCGCGAACGAGCUCUUCAACGCCGCGUUUAACUCGCUGUGGAACGAGCUGCCCGCUGCGUAUCGCGCGGAUUUGGCGAGCUGCUUCAAGCAGGCGUUCAAUUCGAAGCAGCCCGUGCCCCCGGAAAUCACGAUGAAGAUUCUGUCGCUGGCGGAGUUCAUGGAGCACGACGAGGAGAUCGUGCUGCAGAUGAGCAAGGACAUCGUGCUGCCGCUGGACAUCGGGAUUCUGGGCGAUCUGGCGAUGAACAACAACGCCUACGCGAAAGCUCUCCACUACAAGGAAAUGGAGUACGAAACGACGCCGGAUUCCUGCAUCGAGACGCUCAUCCAGAUCAACAACCAGCUCCACUACCCCGACGCGGCCGUGGGCGUGCUGCGCUACUCCCAGAAGUACUACGAGGACAUCACGGUGAUGGACGAGCUGUACGAGAAGCUGGGUCGCUGGGAAGAAGCCUUGGAGGCGUACGAAAGCAAGCAGGUGAACCGUCCGCUGGAAACGGAGCUGACGAUGGGCCGAAUUCGCUGUCUGAACGCGCUGGGCGAAAGCGAGAUGGUUCUCCGCGUGAUCCAGCGCGCCGAGGACAAGCUGGGCGACUGCGGCCAGGCCGAAACGGCCGCGGUGUACGGCGCGAAGGCUGCGUUCGAUCUGGGCGAUUGGGAGCUGCUGCGCAUGUUCAUAACGAACGCGAGCGCGCACUCGACGGAGAUCUCGUACUACCAAGUGGCGCUGUACAUCCACGACCGCGAAUACGAGAAGGCGGAGAAGCUGAUUUCCGAGACGCGCAACGCGAUCAGUCGGAUCCUGGCUCCGAUCAUCAGCGAGGGCUAUGACCGAAUUUAUAGCCACGUGACGCAGCUGGAGGAGCUGAAGGAGCUGGAGGAGAUCUGCUCGCUGCGAAAGAAUUACGCGCCGGAGAGCCCGGACUAUUUCCCGGCUGCCCGGCACCUCGUCACGAUCUUCAACAAGCGACUGGACGGCGUGCAGCGCGACGUUUCGGUGUGGCACGGGCUGCUCUCGCUGCGGAAACUGUUCGUCGAGCAGAAAAACCCGCGCAGUCCGGAGCCGAAGCGAUCGUACGAGCUGGAGCCGCUCAACGAGGACGAUCGGAGCAGCUACGACGCGCUGUGCUCGUACCACCAUUGGCUGAAGUUCAUCUCCUUGGCGCGAAAGAGCAACCGGCCGGCUCUGGCGCUCCGCACGCUGGAGUCGCUGGGAAUCGACAUCAAGUCGUGCCCUCGGCUGGGCGCCAACCCGAACGAUGAGAACGACGCGUACGCGGAGGUCCGCUACGCGUACCACAAGUUCCUCUAUGAUCAGGGCCUGACGAAAGAAGCCAUUCGACGCCUGCGGAAGCUGGUGGACGAGGACUCGCCGAAGGGGUCGAAGCUGCUGUAUCAGAGCGUGGAUCAGGAGGAGCAGAUGACGGUCCGCGUGCGAAUGCGACUGCGGCUGGCGCAGUGGAUUCUGGACGAGAAUCAUCGCAAUCUGAGCCAUGAAGUGGUGAGCGAUAUCGCGACGAUCAUCGACGAGUGCUCGCAGUUCAACCAGGACCACAAGGCGUACCACGAGAUCGCCAUGCUCCACAUGACGUGCGCGGAAUACUACAACCGACUCAACACGGAGGAGGCGCACAACGAAGUCACCGAUCAUCUCAAGGGCGCGAUCGGGAGUUUCUUCGAUGCGAUCUCGCUGUCGAAGGACAAGAACUCGUCGCUGGUCCUGCAGGACAUUCUCCGCCUGAUCACGCUGUGGUUCACCUACGGCAACCGCGAGAAAGUCAUCAAUGCGAUCAACUGCGGCUUCAAUAUCAUCUCCAUCGACACGUGGCUGUACGUGAUUCCGCAGCUCGUCGCGCGAAUCCACAUCAAAGAGAGCGGCGCCAAGCGUCUUCUCAUCAAUCUCCUCGUGCAGCUGACCAAGGCGCAUCCGCAAGCGCUCGUCUACCCGCUGACGCGGAGCACGCGGUCCGAAACCAAGUCGCGGCAGCGCGCCGCGCUGGAAGUGCUGAGCCAUCUGCGUCGCGAUAACUCGGUUUUGGUGAACGAAGCCGAUCUGGUGAGCAGCGAAUUGAUCCGCGUGGCCGUGCUGUGGACGGAGAAAUGGAGACGUGGCAUCGAGGAAGCGUCCACGCAGUAUUACGAGUUCCGCAACGUGCACAAGAUGCUUCUGAUUUUCGACGACCUGUACCGAACCAUCGGCGUGCCGUCCGAAACGCGCAUCGAGGACUACUUCCACCGCAUGUACGAGCGGCAGAUUCAGAGCACGCGCGAAUAUCUGCUCCGCUACAUCGAGACGAAGAACGUGACGGACAUCGAAAGCGCCUGGAAGGACCUCAACGAAAUCUACAAGCAAAUGACCCGCUCAAUCAAGCUCGUCACGGAGCUCGAGCUCGACUCCGUCAGUCCCAAGCUCCUCAACAUCAAGAACCUCAUGAUCGCCGUGCCCGGCACGUAUUCUCCCGACAAGAAAUCGGAGAUCGUCCGGAUCAAGCAGUUCUGCCGCAUCCUCUCGGUGUUGCCCAGCAAGCAGCGGCCGCGCAAGAUCACAAUCUUCGGGAAUGACGGGCAGAAGUACGAGUUUUUGCUCAAGGGGAACGAGGAUCUCCGGCAGGACGAGCUGGUGAUGCAGCUGUUCACGAUGGUGAAUCGGCUGCUUGCCGCGAAUCCGGAGACGUGCCAGCAGGAACUGUUCGUGCGGACGUACAGCGUGACGCCGUUCAGUGACAGCUGCGGCAUGGUGAGUUGGGUGGAUCGCCACGACACGCUGCACGCGCUUAUUAAGAUGUACAGGCAAUGCAAGCGCGCAGAUCUGGGCGCGGAGCGCAAUCUGAUCGCGAAGUACGCGCCGAUGUACGAAGAAAUGAUGCCGGUUCGACGCGUGGACGUGUUCAACACGCUUAUGAACGAGACCAUCGGCGACGAUCUGAAGUCGGUUCUCUGGCUGCGCAGCAAGAGCAGCGAGAAGUGGCUGCUGCGCCGGACGAACUACACGCGCUCGCUGGCGGUGAUGAGCAUGGUGGGGUACAUUCUGGGCCUGGGCGAUCGCCACCCGUCGAACAUCAUGAUCAAUCGCGCCACGGGGUCCAUCUGCCACAUCGACUUCGGCGACUGCUUCGAGGUCACCAUGGUGCGCGAGAAGUUCCCCGAGCGCGUGCCGUUCCGACUGACGCGCAUGCUGGUGAAGGCGAUGGAGGUGGGCGGCGUGGAGGGCACGUUCCGCAGCACGUGCGAGAACGUAAUGAGCGUGAUUCGGCAGAACGAGGACUCGCUCAUGGCCAUUCUCGAGGCGUUCGUGCACGAUCCGCUCAUGAACUGGAAGCUGACGGAGAAGACGCCGGAGAACACCGCGUCGGAGCAGGACGGCAGCGAGAUGAUCAAGCUGGAGGCGAACACGAAGGCGACGACGGUGAUUUCGCGCGUCCGCGACAAGCUCACCGGCAACGACUUCUACCAGGACGAGAAGAUCUCCGUGCAGGAGCAGGUGCGGAGGCUCAUUACGCAGGCGACGUCGCGCUAUAACUUGUGCCAGAGCUAUCUGGGAUGGUGGGAGAACGUGAUGAUGGGGAUGAUGUGUAGGUGCCCAUUCUAUUGA